Messenger RNA from Colossoma macropomum (tambaqui), 4362 nucleotides. It is a transcript of the gene trpv4, whose product is annotated as transient receptor potential cation channel, subfamily V, member 4. The transcript is spliced from 17 exons. Lineage: Eukaryota; Metazoa; Chordata; Actinopteri; Characiformes; Serrasalmidae. Gene Ontology annotation, biological process: osmosensory signaling pathway; actin filament organization; calcium ion import across plasma membrane. The record is from RefSeq and is a predicted model, not a curated record. Gene Ontology annotation, cellular component: cilium; membrane. Gene Ontology annotation, molecular function: protein binding; calcium channel activity. The coding region runs from base 325 to 2946 and encodes 873 amino acids.
GGGGCGGUGAGAAACUCCCGGAGAGAAAGCUGAGCUGCCCGGUCCUCCCUCAGUCUGUCCACUCAGGAUGGCUGGACACUUCAGGUCAGUCCUGAGGACCAUUAAAACUGCCCUGCAGUGACCGGAAACGCAUUAAACCGGAUUAAACCGCGAUUCGGAUCAUCUGCAAACUUUCACGGAGGAGUUUCGCUCCAGUCUGUCAGCGGUCCGGAUCAGCUGCUGCUGCGGCGCCUCUCCGUUCAGUCCAGACCUUUGAGCGACAUCCUCCCCAUCCCCUCCGACCCCCCCUGAAGAGGAAUUUGGCAGCAGUGCAGCACUCGAGGGAUGAAUGAGGUUUCCUCUACGCUACUACGGCGGUACCGCCUGGCCAGGACUGACACCAACACCUCUGUGUCUAAUGGGGCAGGAGCCUCCAGUCAGGACGCGGCCGAGUCCCGGGACGGCUCGGGAGAUGGAGACCCUGCCUUCCCACUGUCCUCUCUGGCAGGGUUGCUGGAGGGAGAGGAGGGUUCCCCUCAAGCCCCAGAACCUGUCCGGACCACCGGGCCACCGCAGGCAGAUGGAAAACAGAACCUCCGUAUCAAAUUUCAGGGAGCUUUUAAGAAGGGCAUCUCAAACCCGAUGGACCUGCUGGAGUCCACCAUAUACGAGUCCCCUGUGGCACCGGGGCCCAAAAAGGCCCCCAUGGACUCCCUUUUCGACUACGGCACAUACCGGGCAAACAACAACCAAAAACGUCGCAGGAAGAAGCUUCCACGAGGGAAGACGGAGAACGAGGCGUCUUGUGACGAGGGCUCUGCUGACCCCCCGAAGGUUCUGAAGGAGUUUAACCGCUCCAUGCUGUUCGACGCCGUGUCCCGAGCGGACCCCGGCUCUCUGGACGGCCUGCUGCAGUACCUGCAGGCUCAUGACAAGAGGCUAACAGACGAGGAGUUCAGAGAGCCGCCCACGGGGAAGACAUGUCUACCCAAAGCUCUCCUGAACCUGUACGGUGGGAAGAACGACACCAUUCCCCUGCUGGUGGACAUUGCAGAGCAGAUGGGAAACCUGCGAGAGUUCAUCAACACGCCCUUUAGAGACGUCUAUUAUCGCGGUCAGACGGCGCUGCACAUCGCCAUAGAGCGGCGCUGUAAGCAGUACGCCGAGCUGCUGGUGGAGAAAGGAGCGGACGUCCACGCUCAGGCCCGUGGACGCUUCUUCCAGCCCAGAGACGAGGGAGGAUACUUCUACUUCGGUGAGCUGCCGCUCUCUCUGGCCGCCUGCACUAAUCAGCCUGACAUGGUGCACUACCUGACGGAGAACAGCCAUAAGAAGGCGGACCUGCGGCGCCAGGACUCGCGGGGGAACACGGUGCUGCACGCGCUGGUGCACAUCGCAGACAACACGCGUGACAACACGCGCUUCCUCACCAAGAUGUACGACCUGCUGCUCAUCAAGUGUGCCAAAGUUUACCCAGACUGCAACCUGGAGGAGGUGCUCAACAACGACGGCAUGUCCCCCCUAAUGAUGGCCGCCAAGCUGGGCAAAAUCGGGGUGUUCCAGCACAUCAUCCGGAGAGAGAUAAAGGACGAGGAGGCUCGUCACCUGUGCCGAAAGUUUAAAGACUGGGCUUAUGGACCCGUUUACUCCUCGCUGUACGACCUGUCCUCUCUGGACACCUGCGGAGAGGAAGUGUCUGUGCUGGAGAUCCUCGUCUACAACAGCAGGAUCGAGAACCGUCACGAGAUGCUGGCUGUGGAGCCCAUUAACGAACUGCUGAGGGCGAAGUGGCAGAAGUUUGGAGCCGUGACCUUCUACAUCAGCGUGGUUUCCUACCUCAUCACCAUGAUCAUCUUCACCCUUGUCGCCUACUACCGCCCCUCAGAGGGCACGCCUCCGUAUCCGUAUGUAACCACGGGAGACAAACUGCGUUUGGCUGGGGAGGUCAUCACCUUCGCUUCUGGAGUCUUUUUCUUCUUAACUAAUGUUAAGGACCUGUUCCUGAAGAAGUGCCCGGGGGUGAAUUCGUUAUUUAUUGAUGGAUCCUUUCAACUCCUCUACUUCAUCUACUCUGUGCUCGUGCUGGUGACGACAGCUCUUUACCUGUCAGGAAUCCAGGCCUACGUUAGCGUGAUGGUGUUUGCACUAGUAUUGGGCUGGAUGAACACACUGUACUUCACCAGAGGACUCAAACUCACUGGAACGUACAGCAUCAUGAUACAGAAGAUUCUCUUCAAAGAUCUCUUCCGGUUCCUGCUGGUCUAUGUUCUCUUCAUGAUCGGCUAUGCCUCAGCUUUGGUGUCCCUGCUGACCGUCUGUCCCACUAACAGCACGAUCUGUGCUGACGGCUGCCCCGCAAGCUUGCAUUGCCGCGACACGGUCGCCUUCAGCGCCUUCCUGCUGGACCUGUUCAAGCUGACCAUUGGUACGGGCGACCUGGACGACCUCUUGCAGGGUGCGCAGUACCCCGAGGUCUUCCUCAUCCUGGUGGUCACCUACAUCAUCCUCACCUUCGUCCUGCUGUUGAACAUGCUGAUCGCUCUCAUGGGGGAGACAGUCAACCAGGUGUCCAAGGAGAGCAAGAAGAUCUGGAAACUACAGUGGGCUACAACCAUCCUGGACUUCGAGCGCUCCUUCCCUGUGUGCCUGCGCAAGUCCUUCCGCGUGGGUGAGAUGGUGACGGUGGGCAAGAACUGGGACGGGACGCCCGACAAACGCUGGUGCUUCAGGGUGGACGAGGUGAAGUGGUCUCACUGGAAUCAGAACUUGGGAAUUAUUAACGAAGAUCCAGGACAGAAAGAGCUAAACCAUGAGGGAAACGCACAGACUGGGAGAGGACUGAGGAGAGACCGGUGGUCCACAGUGGUCCCACGGGUGGUGGAGCUGAGUAAAGGCACCAGAUCCAGGGACCAUGUGGUGGAGAUGGAGCCCCUCAGCCCCAGAAACAGACUCAGAUCUGAGAGCUAACCAGGGGUCCAAAUGCAGGACGGUCAUUCAACAGAGACUCACAGUGACCAGAGGCCACUGAGUAGGGUGGGGGGUGGGGGGACCAGAUCAACUCCAAUCACUACACAGAGAACAUGACUAGGGAUCCAGAUCUGCUCUGAUUGGUCAGUUCAUGUAAACAGCACAGAGUGGACCGAAUCUAUUCUCAUAAACUGCACAGGAAAGGAAACACUGCUCUGAUUGGUCACGUCACAUAAACAGUCGAACUGGAAGUCCAAAUCUGCUGCGGUCAAGCUUUAUAAGGUCGUCAUAAGAAAAUGUUGUACUUCCAAAACGAAAAGUUUUAGACAUUUGGAAACUUUCUUAACUUUAGUGUGAUUUUAUUCCAAGUAAUGUUGGACCAUUUCUGUUGGUCCAUUUAUCAGGAAAUGUUCUAGGAUUUAAUGAUAUUGAUAAGUCACUUUGCAAUAUUUUGUUUUCACGAUAAAUCAGUGGUUCCCAAGUCAGACCUGGAGACCUCAUACAAAUGAGGAGCUUUUUAAUUAGUUAACAGGUUGAUGAGGGAAGGCACAAAAAUGUGCAAAGUGUGGGGUCCCCAGGAUGGACGUUGGGAACUCUAAAUGGAGCUUUUUAAAACUCUAGCAAUGCAAACUGUGUUCAAUACUCCAGUUGGCACAACAUCACAGUUGCACUCCGUUAAAGCAAUGGUUUGACAAAAAAACAAAUAUACACAAUUUCCUCCUAACCCCAGAUGUAGUCGAUCAGUUGAGACAUGUUUGGUGUUAAAAUUUAGCUUCUUUAGUUUAUUGCCAGAGCUAUGAGGCUAAUGUUGCUGACAAACACUACAGGUCAGUAGUCACCCAAACUUUUUUUGUAAAUACAUCCUGAAAACUUCUCUCAACUCACUCAAACCAUAAGCAGGUCUUCAUUUAAGGAUGUGCAGACUUGUUAAUGUGCUAUAAAAAUGAACAGAACUCUACCAUGUAGCCUUAACUGAGAGCAGCUGCAGGUGUUCUGCUGAAUUCUGCCUAUGCUGCGGAUUGUGACUCCUCUUCAUGUGGUUGCUACACUUUCUGUUUAUUUUUUAUUAAUAUUUAUCUUUUACGAUGAUGUUUUGCUCAUUUUUAUAGCUCACAGUGAGUCAGACUGUGUCCUAAACCACAUCGUCCGUGUACCCUUAAUGAAGACCUGGAUGCAGUUUGAGUGGGAAACAUUUGGGUGACUAUUGGCUCCUAGUGUAAGCAGUGUUGGCCUCAGAGCUCCAGUGCUAAACUAAAGCAACACAAUUUAGAUCUUAGCUGAUCGACUGCAUUUGGAGAAAGUGUAAAAUUGUGGAAAAUUGAAUUGUCGCCAAAUUAUUACUUUAACAAGCAAUAUACUGGGUGCCUUAUAAUGUUGACAUAAUGUAAAGGGGCAGCUAAUUGUUUUCAAGUAUUG